ACCAUCUCCAUCCUGAAAGCACAACCUCAAACAGCAAUCUGCCGGCUUGCUCCAUGCCAACAGCAAAGUAACCCAGGACUUCUAACCAGUAUCAAAGUCAUUUGGCCACUGCCGCCGUUCAAGGCUGCCUAGCCAAUCUUGCAUCGCCACUAAAUGGCGGUCCGUCGACGUUGAGAAUACACGAUGCCCGGCACCGGGGUCCAAGCCCAUCCCGAUGCUGCCCAGGAGCGGCCGCCUUGUACGGUCUGCUGCGAUCUCGACAAGGCGCAUAUGCCUGAAUCGGUCGACUCCAGAGAAUUUUCCUGCGAUCUCAGGAGCAUUAGUAAGGCCAGUAAGAAGGGAUGCCAAAUAUGUUACGCCAUCAAAGUUGCCAUCUUUUGGGCCAAUAAUGUCAACGUUCCCAAGAAGAGGCUGAUGCUUGAUGAUUCAUACGCCGUCAUUUACCUGUUUGAGACUAUCUCUAUCCAAUCAUCUGUCAAAUAUCGGGACUCCGCGAACAAUGUUGUUGUUGUGAAGGGCCUAGUCGACUUGUUCACGAAACCAGGCAGGCCGCUGCCGUGGAAGUCUAUCGGAGUCUGUAAUGAGAUUCCUCUCAAACUACACUCUAAGCAUCGGCAGAAGACGAUCCGCGGAUGGGUCGAUGAGUGCAAUGCAACACACAAGGCAUGUAGCACGGGGAUGUACCCGUCUGAGCCCGGUCUUGCUCCUCGGCGAUUCCUGGAUCUUGGAAAAAGCCCGCGGAACGGUAUCAAACUGGUCAACUCUUGCUCAGUCUCCGGGCCCUACAUCACCGUCGUCCACGGCUACACCGGUCCGUUACCGGCUCCUUCAUCGUUGACAACCUCGGAAAACUUCGACCAGCGCCAAAAGUGUCUGCAGUGGUGGCAACUACCUGUGGCCCUGCAAGAGACCAUCACGGUCGCUAGCGAAUUGGGUAUCCAGUACGCUUGGAUCCAAGAUUUCUGCGUCAUUCAAGACAUCGAAGAAGACGUAAACUGGCACUUAGCUCGAGAGGAUAUCGUCUUUGGACGGUCAUACCUCACUAUCGCCUUGACAAGCGUUAAGGAUCUCAGGCUGAGCAAUUUCGGCCCCGAGCGCCAGAACAGCAUAGCCGGCGUCGAAAAUGCGCGUAAAUCCUUUGCCAUCCAAAACAUCCUGAGGAAACCCACAUGGAUCUCGCACGGGGCCGUCGGGUCGGGAGGCGUCGUCGGACCUCCCGACUAUGUGCUCAAACUUUACAAGGCCCUAACGCCGGCCGACCCCGAAGAGAGGCUGGCAGUUGUCGCCGGCCUCUUUCGACACAUUCUUCGUCUCACUGGAAAAUCUCACUUCGCCGGCAUCGCAGUAGACACACCUGAAGAGCUGGCGCUUGGCCUUCUAUGGACCACGCUUCCGCCUGGGAGUGAGCAACCAAACCAGCUUGACCAAGAUUCCCCAUCUAUUCCAGACGCAUAUCGACAUCACACCAGUCGCAUACCAUCAUGGUCCUGGGCAUCCAUGGUUCUGAGCAAGGGAACCAUAUUUGGAGGAGCCUCACGCCUAUCGCCAAGCUACACAUUCGACUCGUUCUGUCGCAGUACGUCAUUCGGCUCAGUGGAAAUGUUCUACGACGAGUUGCCCGGAUCCGACGAUAGUCUGCUAGCCACCAACUACCGCAUAAAAGCCAAAGCGGCGAUUCGGCCGAUCACUGCCGUGCCACCGAUGGGCAGAAGGCCCCUAAUCCCACAUCUGUUCAGCUGUUACAAUGGUGAUCCUACGGAUCGCAAUUCUCACAUGAUUUUCGGUUUCUGCCGGAUUGCGCGAGAUUUCGCGGUUCGUUCCAAGCCAGUGACGGGUUCAAAUGCUAUAUUUUGCUGCUAGGCAUCAUGACGCCAGUCGGACAUGACCUGGAGGGAUCAAACGAGCAGUCGUGUACCUGUGCACAUAGUGUAAACCACAUGCAAGUAGGCUUGGUCCUGCAAGAAUCGCCGCGGAAUGAGGGUGCAUUUGAGCGGAUUGGGACGUUUGCAGUGCCGGAAAGUCGCGGCAUGUUUGCGAGACUCGUGCCGCGUGACUUGAUCCUAGUCUGACGCAGAAUGGAUGGCUUUUCAGCUGGUGGAGGACAUUUUGUUAGGCCAAUUUUGGUAUAGAUCAAUCCCAAUCUUCUUAAGGACGACAAGAUAAAC
Colletotrichum acutatum is the source of this 2165-nucleotide messenger RNA. RefSeq lists its product as uncharacterized. NCBI's taxonomy places the organism in Eukaryota, Fungi, Ascomycota, Sordariomycetes, Glomerellales, Glomerellaceae. The record is from RefSeq and is a predicted model, not a curated record. Bases 184 to 1860 code for a protein of 558 amino acids. The transcript has 3 exons.